Dichotomopilus funicola is the source of this 1542-nucleotide messenger RNA. RefSeq names its product patatin-like phospholipase-domain-containing protein. NCBI's taxonomy places the organism in Eukaryota, Fungi, Ascomycota, Sordariomycetes, Sordariales, Chaetomiaceae. The record is from RefSeq and is a predicted model, not a curated record. Gene Ontology annotation, cellular component: membrane. Gene Ontology annotation, biological process: arachidonate metabolic process. The coding region runs from base 1 to 1542 and encodes 513 amino acids. The transcript has a single exon.
AUGACCGACCUCGAAAGCCCUUUACGGGAAUCCUUCUCUCCAGGACCCGCCCCGAUUCCAGCUCGCCGCGCGGCUAAGCCAAAGCCAAAGCGCGCCCCAACUCGAGUCUCGAUUGUCGAGCCCGAUCCCACGACUAGCCCACGCUCGAGUGUUCCCGUCACCUCGCCGAGUUACAACGUGAAGUGGGACACAUGGAAGUGCCUCAUUCUCACCAUCGAUGGCGGCGGCGUCCGCGGCUACUCGUCGCUCAUCAUCCUGCGCGCCCUAAUGCGCGAGAUUGAGCGCAUCGAGAAGUCGCUCGAGCCCCGUGCUUCCGCCAGCACCCAAACCGACAGGAUACCCAACGAUCAGAUUCCCGAAGAUGUCUUGAAGGAUGGCCAGUACCUGCCUUGCCACUACUUCGACUACAUCGCCGGCACUAGCGUCGGUGGCCUUGUGGCCAUCAUGCUCGGCAUGUUUGGCAAGAGCGUCGACGAUUGUAUCAGGGAGUUCCACCAACAAAACAAGGCCAUCCCACUCACCGACGACGCCUCAGUCGAGUUUCCGCUCCUCUACCGCCGCAACACCUGGCCGACAAAACGCACUAGGUCCUUUUUCGACACCUUCGCCAACUUCGCGGUAACGGCCACCGCGCGCACCUUGACGGGCACUUCGGCAACACCUUCACUUUCCCAAACAUCAACACAGUCUUCAUCGGCCUCGACCGUAUUUCGCAAGGAUGUAUAUCAAUGCCAGACUUUGGCGUGGUGUACCGAGGUCGAUGCCCGUCGAUCACGUCGACCCUACGCUUUCUGCACCUUCGCCGAGGAAGAAACGGAUACCGAAUCACCUAUUUCGAUCCCCGAGGUCGCCAAAGCCAUCACAACACCCUCACGCUACUCGUUCAAGCCCUUCAAACUGGGCUCAGGCCACUUCGUCGACGGCACUAAGUUGGUCCGAAACCCAACCUUGGAAGUCAUCAAGGAAAUCACUGCCCUCUUCGAUGAACCCGAGCCGCCAAUCCAUCUUCUCCUCAGUCUCGGUACUGACGAGCACCAUGCUUGGUUCUACGAAAAGCUGCGCUCCUUGUCCUUCUCCUCCACAACCAGCACCUCCGGGGCGGAUAAGUCCGCCAUCCACAACGAAAAAGACGUUGCCUACACCCACUACCACCGGUUCGAAGUCCCCGGCGUCAAGCUCGGCUGGCGAAAGAAGUUCUUCCUCCGCGAGAUCGAGGACGCCACGGAGGCCUGGUUGGCCGGCGAGACCCAGAAAAAGGAAAUCGCACAGUACGCUCGCAUGCUUGUUGAGCGGCGCCGCGCGCGGGCCGCAACGGUGCGGUGGGAGACGUUUGCGCUUGGCGUGCGGUACGUCUGUUUCCAUGAGGCGUGUGUCAAGAAGAGACAGGAGGCCACGCAACCGCUUGAGAAUCAGAUCUUUACGGGCCGCGGGAAUUUCUUUGACCACCUGGACCGCAGGCAUGAUUUGAUGCGGAUGUCGGGCAAGGGGUUGGUGGAUGUGGAGGCGGAGUUGGAUAAGGGGAGACGGUUUGGGUGUUCCUAA